AUGACUAUUGAUAAAACCAGACUAACAAUUAAUGACAUUGGCAUAAGAAUCAAUGAUUGUUGGACAUUAUCGCAUGAAGCGCCUGCAGCACUUGAAGUAGCGUUUGUAUGCGCUGUUGUAGUAGUUGCAUUAAUAGUUGUAUUUGUUGUUGUAUUACUAGCAGUAACUGUUGCACUUGUUGUUGUAGUACUUGCAGUAACGGUUAUACUUGUUUCUAUAGCACUUGCAGUAACAGUUGUACUUGUUUCUGUAGUACUUGCAGUAACGGUUAUACUUGUUUCUAUAGCACUUGCAGUAACAGUUGUACUUGUUUCUGUAGUACUUGCAGUAACGGUUAUACUUGUUUCUAUAGCACUUGCAGUAACAGUUGUACUUGUUUCUNUCCCAAAAAAAAAAAAAAAAGGUAUUCGUCCUUCGAAAUUUAAAAUCGGUUCAUCCGAAGAAAAAAGAAUCUGGAUAAAACAUUACAUAGGUUGUAGUCAAUCAAAUAAUAUAAAUCAAAAAUUUGGUACUGUAAUUAAUUGUAAUUUAUCAUUAAAUGAACAAACACGUUUUCAUACAUGUGAUGAAUUAGCAUCAUUAUUUGAUGUACUCUAUUGUCAAAUUGAACAAUUAAUAAUUAAACAACAAUCUCAAGCAAAAUAUUUUUUUGAUAAUGAAACAAUAAUUAUAAUACUUUUUAAUGAUAAUGAUAAUGAACAAAUAAAUAUAGAUAAUAGUUGUCGUUUAGCAAUAGAAUUAUUUCGUUUUAUACAACAUGUUAAUAAUGUAACACAAUGGUGUUUAACAUCUAUAAUAGCUAUUGAUUAUAAUGAAUUAAAUAUUUUAUCAUCGGAAUAUAUUCAAGGUUUAGCAUAUGAUUAUGCUCGAUGGUUACGUGAAGAAUGUCUUAUUAUUAAUCGUAUACAUGUAUCAUCAAGAAUAUAUAAUGCAUUAAAAGAAAAUAAAUUUUAUGAAUUUCAUUCUUAUACAUGGUUAACAAGUAAAAAUUUUAUGGGAAAUAAUUUAACAUAUUUUUUAUUUAGUACAAAUAUGUAUGAAUCACAUAAAAAUUUAAUAACUCCAAUAAAUAAUUCUAGUAUGAUUGAUCAAUUAACACGUAUACAAGCACAAUAUCACAUUGAAAAACAUUUAGGUACAAUAACAUUAACACGUUCAUUACGUAAAAGAAGUUUAAUUGAAUUAACAGCAAAACAUCUUUAUUGGUUAAGUUUAAAUUUUAAAGAACAAUAUUUAAAUAAUGAUCAAAAUCUUAAUUGUGAUUUUCAAUUAACACAUCGUGCAAAUCGUCCAAAUAAUUUUAUUUAUGUUUUUAUAUUAUUUAUUUUAAUUGGAUCAUUAUGUCAAUCAUAUGUUAUUAAUCAUUUAACAUUAUAUUAUUUAAUAUUAUUUCCAACAAUUAUUAUUGGACUUUUAUUAUUAAUUAUUUUAUUUCCUUAUUAA
Molecule: messenger RNA, 1443 nt
Organism: Rotaria sp. Silwood2
Lineage: Eukaryota; Metazoa; Rotifera; Eurotatoria; Philodinida; Philodinidae
Source: the annotation of a GenBank genome assembly